Manduca sexta (tobacco hornworm) is the source of this 1504-nucleotide messenger RNA. RefSeq names its product limulus clotting factor C. The transcript is spliced from 9 exons. Gene Ontology annotation, biological process: proteolysis. Bases 68 to 1390 code for a protein of 440 amino acids. Lineage: Eukaryota; Metazoa; Arthropoda; Insecta; Lepidoptera; Sphingidae. The record is from RefSeq and is a predicted model, not a curated record. Gene Ontology annotation, molecular function: serine-type endopeptidase activity.
CUGCAAUGAUAGAACCAGUUCCACUGGCUCGUCCCGUGUGUCGUUAACGUUUUGUUAUGUAUUAAAAAUGUCUGUGCUAGCAAGUGUUGUGGUCUGCACCGUUCUGAUGAUGGUCAGUACGACGGCGGACCAGAUUGAUCGUAAGCAGGGACCCUGCAUAAUGCCACCAUUUCCGGCCCACGGCUCCUAUCUGAGCUCUCCAAAGUCUUCCCCUGGUGAUCAGCUGGAGAAUGCCGUGCUCAACAUCACCUGCGAUGCUGACUACCAUCUAGUGGGAGAAAGGACUGUUACGUGCAUCUCCGACUGGUGGUCAGAUGACAUGCCCGAGUGCUUACCGUUCUGUAAGGCUGGUAAGAAGUCCUGGGUUGUCGGUUGUGAUUCGGGCGCCUCUCAGUGCGUCAUCACACCCAGUAAUCUACCAAGUCUCGGACACAGAACCCUCAGCCAAAAUCAAAACUGCGGUACUGUGGGACCCAUCACCGACAGGAUCAUUGCGGGCGGCUACCAGGCCGUUCUCUAUGACGCGCCAUGGCACGCGGGGCUCUACACGAAGGCCACCAUGCCUUACAUGCAGAUAUGCGGCGGCACCCUCAUCGCAAGGGACGUCGUGGUGACUGCGGCACAUUGCUUCUCCACGGAUGGAAGCACGCCCUCCGCAGCAAAUUACGCGAUAGCAGUCGGCAAGAUAUAUCGGCCGUGGAACAACGACCACGACAAACAAGCUCAAAAAUCUGAUGUGAAGGAAAUAAGAAUCCCGCCGCGGUACCUCGGGAGCGUGGGGAACUUCCAGGAUGACAUAGCUCUGGUGAUAGUCGCCAAGAAGUUCGACUACACAGAGGCCGUGACUCCCGCCUGCGUCAGCUUCGACCGCAAGUUCGACGAGGAGCAGUUACAAGAGGGCAAAUAUGGCAAGGUGUUCGGUUGGGGCCUCACUGGUGAAAAUGCUAAGUCUUCCCAAGUUCUGCUCGUAGCCGAUGUGCCAUACGUCGAUAUCCGCAAAUGCAUCAAGGAAAGCCCAGUAUCCUUUAGGACUUCCAUUACUUCGGACAAGUUCUGCGCGGGAUAUACUAACGGCACAGCAGUAUGUCGCGGCGACAGCGGCGGAGGACUAAUGUUCUCCAAGAUGGUAAAGGGUAAGGAGCGCUUCUUCCUCCGCGGCAUCGUCUCCACCUCGCCCAGCACCGAGAACGCCUGCAACAUCUUCGCCUGGGCGGCGUUCACCCACAUCCUCAAACACGAAGGCUUCCUUAAAACUGUGGUCGGCUCGAAGGAGGAGGCUCCAGUGCCAGUCGACGUUGUCCACACACCUGUCUCUUCUGGCGGGCAUUACGCCCUGUAUAACUUAGAUUUCAGGAUAGGGUCGCAAAAGCCUCAGUCCGGUUGGGUGUGAGGUACUGGAUCACCCAAUGAGUCCAGAAAGAAGGCGUUAACAGCUGAGGUAUACUCACAUGCGCUUGAAUGUAUUAGCAUUUUAUAUGUGAUAAUAAAAUAUUGAGAAAACGUA